Molecule: messenger RNA, 563 nt
Organism: Rhizophagus irregularis DAOM 181602=DAOM 197198
Lineage: Eukaryota; Fungi; Glomeromycota; Glomeromycetes; Glomerales; Glomeraceae
Cellular component (GO): nucleolus
Source: RefSeq, a predicted model, not a curated record
UUAAAUUUUUUUCUCUCUUUAAGAAUAAUACCGGAACGAAUAAUAAUCAAUGUCGGAUUUAUACGAUAACGUACCAGGUGGCUCUUUAAAGCUUAAAGGAGGCUCUGGAAUUACAAAUAAAAUAAAAAAAAAAAAGAAGAAAACGAAAAAAGAUAAAGAAAAACUUAAAUCUUAUGCUAAAGAUUUAAUCAGUGAUGAUUCUGCAUCAUCAGAAAAGAUUAAUCCUAUUCGGGUCGUUACUAAAACUGAAGCUGAAUUAAAGUUUGAAGAAAUUCAGAGAAAGAGGUUGGAUGAAAAGGUAGAAAAGGCAGCGCGUAGAUCUCAUAAAGAACGUGUGGCAGAACUAAAUAGAAAAUUAGAAGAAAUGACCGAACAUUAUGAUAUCCCAAAGGUUGGACCUGGCUAAGGAUUGUGUGUACACACGCCGUCGCUAAAUAUGCACUUACUUCACUAUGUAAAUCUUCUUGAUCAAAUCCGGUAAUAAAUAUAGCACAUUUGGUUUGUAAUAAUUUAAUUAUUGUGUCAUGCCAUGUGUUUGUUUGUGAAAUUCCUGGAGAAAAGAG